UUAAUGUCAAAAAGUGAUAGCAAACAGAUCUUGGCUGUUCAUCCAGUAGCCUUACAAGUAGCAGUAUCUUUCUUCCUGGGGAUAUUAUGUGACUUGACCUCUCCCAAAGUUGUCUUACUAGGACCUCAGGUCAUGUGUGCACUGUUAGGGAUGCUGGUUCACUUCAGUCCCAGUACAAAUCCUGCACAACUUGUGUUAUAUCUACCAUUUCUUAACUCAAGCUUAUUAGGAUCUCAGUUUCUUGCAAUCCAUCUGGGUGGAGGAUACAGUCAAGCAGCAGUAUUGUCAAGAGUCAGUCUUAGUUAUGGUUUGGCUGCCAUUGUGUGUCCAUCUGUUAUAAAUAUGACCAGCAGUCUUCUGGGGAGUUCCAUAAGCUAUCAGCUAGUUACCCUAGUGAGUCUCCUGAGUAUGCUGGCAGUACUUAAGCUCUUUACCAGUAACUCUAAAGAGAUUACCAGACUCCUUAUUCCGACUUCAUAUAAUCAAUUGUGGGCCAUCUUUGUGAAGUGUAUUGUGAUGAAGUUUGCCAUAACCAUCCCAGCAUCGCUACUCCUUCCAUGGCUUCAGAAUUUGCUGAGGGAUGGUAGUGUUGAAGGCAGUGGUUUGGCAGUGGUGGUAACUGUUGGACUACUGUGUACACAAGCUGUGAUGGUACCUUUGCUUCAGUUGUGUACCGUGUCUUCCACUGCCAUCUGUGCCAUGGCCUCCUUCCUCACAUUUCUGUAUCCACUGAUGAUGUUACUAGAAGAUUGUGGAUCAUUUUUACUUGUGGUGGUAGUUCCUGUGUGUGGCCUGGUAGCUGUCACUCAGAGUUUAGUGCUGGCUCACCUUGUCUCCACCUUCCACACCUGCUCAGGGAUUUUGUUGGCCAUCAAUCUCACCAUCCAUAUACUCAGCAGACAUUUUGCUCCACAGUUUGUUGUACAUUUUACUACAUUGUGUACUGAUGACAGAACACAUCUAAUAUCUAUUAGUUGCCCUCAGUGGCUCUGUCAUUUCGUGAAAGACAAUUUCAUAGCUGAAUCCUCCUUACUUUUGCCAACUUCUAUUGACUUUUUUUCAUGUCAUAAUAUACAUUUAAACAUCUUGGUUGUGAUGGGCUGUGUUUGUUCUCUCUUGCUGUUAAUUGUGGCACGAGAUGUAUAGUGUGCUUGUGUGUAUUUUCUAAGGUGUUUAAUAUAAUGGGUUUCUUAGUGAAGAAAAUGACCUUAUUUAUAUAUGUAAAAUAUAUUGUGCAUCUGAGA
Messenger RNA from Homarus americanus (American lobster), 1244 nucleotides. RefSeq lists its product as uncharacterized. Lineage: Eukaryota; Metazoa; Arthropoda; Malacostraca; Decapoda; Nephropidae. The record is from RefSeq and is a predicted model, not a curated record.